AAAAUCCAGAAUGGUCAAUGUUAGGAGAGAGAGAUAGAAAAAAAACCACAAUGGUCAAAAUCGUCCUAAAUUAGUAAUAGGGCAAGAUUUGGGGGACAAAUCUGACCCACUAGGGCCACCACGUUUCGUGAGUCACAGCGGGAUUGCUUCUCUCUCUUGACGCGAAGCCGAUCUCCGGUCUGCUUCUCUCUCGACGCCGGUCUCAGAUCUGCUUCACUCUAUCGACGCCGAUCAAUACCUUCUUUUCUCUCUCUUGACGCCGAUCUCAGAUCUGCUUCUCUCUCUCGACGCCGAUCAAUACCUUCUUCUCUCUCCGCGAAGCACCCAACCCAAUCUGCGUCCUUCGAGAAGCACCAGUCUCCAUCUCCGAGGCAGAUUAUGGGGGUUUUAACACAUGCAAAUGAUCAGAUUCCUCUGUUGCAAACUCAAACCUCUGAGUCUUCUCUAAUUAGAACUGGGAACGUAUGGACAGCAGUAGCCCAUAUCAUAACAGCGGUGAUAGGAUCAGGGGUACUAUCACUUGCAUGGAGUAUCGCUCAGUUGGGUUGGAUAGCAGGUCCUUUGGCCAUGCUUUCCUUUGCCCUCGUAACACUCAUUUCCACUUUCCUUCUCUGCAACUGCUAUCGUUCUCCGGAUCCUGAAUAUGGGCUUAAUCGAAACCGCUCCUACCUUGAAGCUGUUCACAACAAUUUAGGGAGAAAGAAUGCCUUGGUAUGCAGCCUAUUUCUACAAGUGGGAUUGUUUGGGGCUGGUAUUGCCUUUACUGUCACAUCUACUAUCAGCUUAAGAGCAAUUCAGAAUUCGUACUGUCACCCUAUAGAAGGGACGCUAGCCAAUUGUCAAUAUGGAGAUGCUUCUUUUAUACUAAUGUUUGGAGUUGUUCAAGUUUUGCUGUCACAACUACCUGAUUUCCAUAAUAUACAAUGGCUUUCAAUCCUUGCUGCAAUCAUGUCUUUCAGCUAUGCUUUCAUUGGUCUUGGACUUGGCUUUGUAAAAGUCAUGGGAGAUGGUUAUAUUAAGGGCAGCAUUACAGGAAUCCCAGCUUUUACCACAGCUGACAAAGUAUGGUUGAUAUCUCAAGCUCUAGGAGAUAUUUCAUUUGCCUAUCCAUACUCCUUAAUUCUCAUCGAAAUACAGGAUACUUUGAAGUCACCUCCACCCGAAAACCAGACAAUGAAAAAGGCCUCGACCAUAGCAACUGUUAUUACAACCUUGCUCUACCUCAGUUGUGGUGGUUUGGGAUAUGCAGCCUUUGGUGAUGACACACCAGGGAAUCUCUUAACAGGAUUUGAAUCUUACGGACCACGUUGGCUAAUCAACUUUGCUAACGCCUGCAUUGUGCUUCAUAUGGUUGGAAGUUAUCAGGUAUACAGUCAACCACUCUUUGCAAAUGUUGAAAAAUGGUUCGCUGAGGAGUUCCCUGAGAGCGGACUUAUGAAGAAAAAUUACACAGUCAGACUCCCUUUGUUGCCGGUUUUUACAUUAAAUCCUCUCAGGUUGUGUUUUAGGACAGCUUAUGUUUUGUCGACAACAGGAAUUGCAAUCAUAUUCCCUUUCUUCAACCAGAUAUUGGGAUUGCUAGGGGCCCUGAACUUUUGGCCGUUGACCAUAUAUUUUCCAGUAGAAAUGUACUUGAAGCAGACCAAGAUUGAAGCUCGGACAGCAAAGUGGUUAAUGCUUCGAAUUUUCAGCAUUAUUUGCCUGUUUUUGUCAUUGUUUGCUUUGUUUGGUUCAAUCCAUGGACUAAUAAGUGAAAAGCUAGGCUAAAAGGUGACAGAAAGUUCAUAAUAGGAUCAGUAACUCAUUUGAAAGUUUUAUUAUGAUUGAUCCUUCCUGGCCUAAAUUGUGAAAAAAAAAAAAAAAUGAUAAAAAAAAGUGUUACCUUAUGUAGAUUUAUUAUCAAUACUACGGUUUCCAAUUUUUCAAAUGUGAAUGAUUAUUGGGUAAAAAUGUUUCAUAACUAUUUCGAACAGCAAUAGAUUGGCACAUCUGGUGGCUCGUUGGGCCCUUGUAAAUGAGAAUCUAGAGGGUUUUUUUUCCCCUCUCACCAUUUGUAAUAAUUUUGUAUCAAUUAUGAAUACGGUAUGAUUACUACUC
Ziziphus jujuba (common jujube) is the source of this 2097-nucleotide messenger RNA. RefSeq names its product probable amino acid permease 7. Gene Ontology annotation, cellular component: plasma membrane. The record is from RefSeq and is a predicted model, not a curated record. NCBI's taxonomy places the organism in Eukaryota, Viridiplantae, Streptophyta, Magnoliopsida, Rosales, Rhamnaceae. The coding region runs from base 379 to 1767 and encodes 462 amino acids. The transcript has 8 exons.